AUGAAACGAACAGCAGAGGAUACGACCGCCAGUUCCCGCAAACGAAAUCGUGCACUGGACUCAUUCGACCCCUCCCUCAAGCGUGAUGCCUCCCGUCUGCUCGAUGCUCCCCUCGAUGAGUCUGGUUUCAUCUUUGGGCGCAUAUACAUGAUAUGGUCUACAAAGCCUCUACGCGGGUUUAUGAUGGAGUCAGACUAUCAUGGCUGCACCUCGCGUUUCAAAGUUCAACUUCUGGGGCGCGCUGCAGAGGCCUGUACUUCCCACAUAACACCAAAUGGGAGGAUAUAUCUGGGCCUCAAGGGCGCCACUGUGCAGCGCGUCGAUCCGCAAAGGCCAGAUCAUUUACCGUUGCAGCUAAGUUACUCCAUGGGUAUUGUCAUCAAGUUUAUGCCCAAGGAUGGUCGAGGGACACCAACGGUAAUCAACUCUUGGGAUGAUGGUUGGUUCACUUCGGACGUUGGUACCUCUGCAGAGAGUGUGUUAGCGUUCAUUAAUGCUGAGAAAAAGGCUGCUGAGCAAGCUAUUGCUACCGAUCAACCGAACAAGACCGCUCAGCGCAAAGCUCGGAAAGCAGCCUACAGACAGGCGGAAGAAGAAAAGCAGCGCGCUUUGGAAAAGCAACUACAAGCAGAAGAAGGACCAGCUGCUGAGACGUCGACACCGAUUCCACAAAAGAAACAUUUUACAAACUCGAAGUCUCACAGUGGAUCGCCAACUCCUGGCGAUCACAAAAGGCGUCCAUCUACUUCGCCUCCGUCUUCUCCACCAGGUAGAGUUACCGCUCCAGUAGGGGGGAAUGCUGUCCCAAAAGAUACUGCAAAUUACACUGCCGAAGAUGCCCGAGGCAAGGUUCAGCGCGAUGAGACUGGGCGAACUAACGCCAAACCAACUAUGACCGCUGGUUUCCGUUCGGAAUAUGUAACGACAUGGAACUCUUCGGUCUCUGCUGUCGGUUACUCAGACAAAUUCCGGUGGGCCGUUUACGACGCCGUGAAACACGCUGUGGCCCCAGUAGCUUUGGGCAAUGCACCACAAGAAGAGAUGAUUAAUGAUGGGUAUGGCUAUACCUACUCACCUUUCUGGGCGCCUAUCGACGAUGGCCUGGAGCUUGGGUAUUGUCGCCAGUUGAAAGAGUGGUGGGACCGGGCGCAGAGGAAGGCGGCGGAAACCGAGGUCAUUAACAUUGGUGAUUGGCAGGGUGGGGGACCCACAACCACAAAAGGCUGGAUUGACAAGCGGACGGCUUCCAAAACCCGAGUGCACCGCCUUAUGCAGGAUGCUUCUCCCGAUGCUCCUCCUAGUGGCUUUUUUGACUGUACUGUUGAAAUUUUGAGUGGGUUCAAGCCAGAUGAGCCAGGGAGGCCAUACUCCAUCUACGUGACAGACUACACUCCGAACCCCAAUGUGUAUUCGUUCCCUCCAGAUUCCUCAAUGUCCCAGUCUACCUGUCCACCAGCUUUGCAGGGCACUCAGCUCGUGCUCAAGGUAGAAUUGUGGGAUGCCUCUGCAGCGCUUGGACCUACCAUGGACAUUGGCGACGUGUGGUUUCUGAGGAAUGUGCGAAUGAAGCUUGCUAGGAACGGCCUUUUCGAAGGCAGUAUGCAAGAAGCUGACCGAUCUAGACGGCUUGGUAAUUCCGAGCCGGAAGAUGGUGACUCUGCGGCAGUUUCUUCCACAGACGUACACUUCGAGGCGUUAUUAAAGCGCAAGAAGGCAUGGGAAAAGCAGUGUGGCAAAGCUAUACGUCCCGUUGGCUCAGGAGGCGCCUCCACAAAGUUCGACUCGAAAUUGAUUGAGGAUGUUGACUGGACUGGCGGUAGCUCGUUCUUCAAUUGCGCUGUCGAGAUGCUGCACAUUGAUCUUGUAUCUCCCGAAGCUCCGCUAGCAUUUGUAACAGAUUAUACCUACAACCAGGCACUACCAUCCUUCGCCACUCUCCCGGGCAGCUAUGAAGUGCCUUUGGACGCUUUGUGCCGCCGCAUUGUCCGUAUACAUCUUGAGGGUGAUCAGGCCGACAGAGCAAGCAAGUGGAAAGUCGGACACGUGUAUGAAAUCAAUAACCUCAGGGCUAUCAGGCGCUCGGGGAUUGCUGUAGGACGCCUUGGAGGCUCGGAGAUGCUUACAUUACACAAAGGUCCUGCUAGUCAAGAUGCAAGCGGAUCGACGGAUUCCGUCAUCGCUGCGCUUCUAGAACAGAAAGCGCGGUGGCGACGUGACGCCUCACUAGAGGGCCACUGUCUGGAGGAUAGAAGACAACCUUCGCCGAUCAAAGUUACAGAGAAAGUGGCGGAAGAAUUCUCUAAGGCGACAGCUCGGCCGUCGGAAGCACCUCAAGACGCUUCGUCACCCAGGACAUAUUCCACACUCAAAGAGAUUAAAGCCAGUGAUCAAUGCCCAAGACAUUUUACAACGCAUGCUCGUGUUGUUGAUUAUUGGCCAUUGAGAUUGAGGGAUGCCUGCAUCCUCAGGUGCACGAGCUGUAAUGUUGAUCUACCGUCGAUACAGCGCUUCUGCUCAGAGUGUGCGAGCGACGAUGAUGUGGAGAGUUUUUAUCGUUUGGUGUUUUUGAUCGAGGACGAAGACGGCGAACGGCUGAGGCUUUCCUUGUGCAACCCAUCGUGUUCCCUGCUAUCCGGUGUACCCGCUACAGACUUCAUGUUGGAUAAUGAUGCCUGGAGAGAGUUCCAAUCUCAGGUGCGGCCGUUCAUAGGAAAUUUGGAAGAAGUGCAUGCAACUUUCGAUGAGGGCAUGCGUAACAGGGACAGUGUCCCAAUCAAACCUGACACACCCUUUACUCGCAUGGACAUACAGAACUGGCCAGUUAGUCACAAGUGCAUAGGUGGUGAUGCGCACACUCGCCGUGAAGAAGCGUGCGGAUGUGACCGAGCUUACGCGCUGCUGAAAUGUGAACUCGUCUGAGCUCGCUUUAUAGGCUAUGAAUACUGUACAUUAUUUCUAGCUUAUUGUUCCUACUCCGUAGUAUCAGGAUAAUUGACACCGCCAUUAGC
Messenger RNA from Coniophora puteana RWD-64-598 SS2, 3008 nucleotides. RefSeq lists its product as uncharacterized. The record is from RefSeq and is a predicted model, not a curated record. The transcript is spliced from 10 exons. Bases 1 to 2919 code for a protein of 972 amino acids. Gene Ontology annotation, biological process: regulation of telomere maintenance via telomerase; telomere capping. Gene Ontology annotation, molecular function: G-rich strand telomeric DNA binding; telomerase inhibitor activity. Lineage: Eukaryota; Fungi; Basidiomycota; Agaricomycetes; Boletales; Coniophoraceae. Gene Ontology annotation, cellular component: nuclear telomere cap complex.